Messenger RNA from Puntigrus tetrazona (Sumatra barb), 3235 nucleotides. Its product is annotated as 7 transmembrane receptor domain-containing protein. Bases 202 to 1335 code for a protein of 377 amino acids. Gene Ontology annotation, biological process: G protein-coupled receptor signaling pathway. NCBI's taxonomy places the organism in Eukaryota, Metazoa, Chordata, Actinopteri, Cypriniformes, Cyprinidae. The record is from RefSeq and is a predicted model, not a curated record. Gene Ontology annotation, cellular component: neuron projection; plasma membrane. Gene Ontology annotation, molecular function: neuropeptide Y receptor activity; neuropeptide binding. The transcript has 2 exons.
CCUCCUCACUAACCACUCUCCUCCUGUGAGACAGUGGCAAAUGACAUCAGAUACACACUACUGCAUGGAAAACUGGGCACAGAGGAUCAUUUAUGGAUGUGGACAUUUGGGGAUGAAUAAUAUCUCAACUGUGGAAGAACACUAAAGGGACAUCAGAAAUCACACCUUGUUAUACACCAAGCUUUUGUGCAGCAGGUUGAAAUGGAUCCUCUUCUGGAACAAGUUUUGGCGGGCUUUAACGCGACCCUCAGAGCUACCAAUCGGACAGACCCCCUGGAUAAAUUUUCAGGAACCCAGCUGCUUUUCCGUUUCAAACCUCUGUUUAUUCCACUCUACGCCUUGAUUGUUGUGGUUGCUGGUGUCGGGAACAGUUUCCUUCUUGCCUGCAUUCUGGCAGAUAAGAAGCUCCACAAUGCCACCAAUUUCUUCAUUGGGAACCUGGCAGCUGGGGACUUGUUGAUGUGCCUGAGCUGUGUGCCGUUGACGGCGUCAUAUGCCUUUGAUGCACAAGGCUGGGCAUUUGGCCGUCCGAUGUGCCACCUUAUUCCUCUGCUACAAGGUGCAACGGUCUUUGCCUCAGUAUUGUCCCUUACCGCCAUCGCCAUGGACCGCUACGUGGUGGUGGCAUACCCUGUGCGGAGGCGUAUCUCAGUGUGGGGCUGUGGCGCAGUGGCAGUGGGCGUCUGGGCAGUUUCGUUAGCCCUCGCUGCUCCUCCUUCCCUCCACACGCGCUACGUGGACCUGCGACCCAGUGGCAUGGAACUGGUGGUAUGCGAGGAAUUCUGGCUAGGAGCUGAUCGACAACGCCUACUCUAUUCCUGCUUCUUCUUGCUGGCAUCCUACAUGAUCCCCCUGCUGUCUGUAAGCAUCUCCUACUGUGCCAUCAGCGUGCACCUCCGCAAACACACGUUGCCUGGAGAGCCGACCCAUAGCCAGCAGAGAUGGAGCAAGCAACGACGCAAAACUUUCUCCCUUCUGGUGGCCUCCGUCCUCGCUUUUGCCCUUUGUUGGCUUCCGCUGCAAGUCCUCAACCUCCUCCUGGAUCUAGACUCAGAUUUCCAGAUAGUGGACAAGCGCUACGUCAACGUGCUGCAGGUCUGUUGCCACCUGAUCGCCAUGAGCUCAGCCUGCUACAAUCCCUUUAUCUAUGCCUCGCUGCACAGCAAGGUCCGAAUGCACCUGCGGGGUUACCUGUGCCCUUGCAGGCGUAGUGGACGGGAUCUAUUAUCUCAAUGCGCCUCCCGCAACCCUGCCACCUGCUUGACGCUCAUCUCGGAGGUAGCUGUGAAGGAGAGCCAAUCACCUGAGAGCCCAGUCCCGGACAGCUGCCUCUGAAGAUCCGCGGCACAUCAGCACAGACUAAUCAGAAGGAGCACUCAGACAUUAAGGGGGUUUUCGCAGCACUAGAGUGGUAUUCCAGCCAAUAUUCGAUGUUCUUAUAUGAGAACGAAGGCUUUUUUUUUUGUUGUUGUUGUUGGUAGUAGGCUUUUCUUUCAUGAGAACUAAAGAGAAUACUCAGGCUCUCAGCUUUGUUUUGAUGUUUCUGUGGACAUUAGUUAUCCAGGCUCAAGAUUCCCUCAUACAUCCCUUUGACCUUGGAUGAAAACUGCUGAUACUAAACACAAAAUUACAGAGCAGCUUUUACUGGAGGUGUAAAAGAAUCUUUUUGGGAAUAUACCCUGUCCUUGAACCCACCAUUUUCUUUUGACUUUUUCCCGCUAUUAGAUAGUAGCCAGGGAAAUAUCAGAUGUUUUAGCUAAAUCUCUCUUUCCCAUCACCUCUGUCCCUGCUGUAUACUAAUUUAUAGGAUAAGCAGAUGAUUCUGUUGCAUUAGUUCUCACCCAUGCUGGAUGCAGAAUGUCUUGCUAACCCUAUCAGCCUCACAGUCCUCCGAGGAUCACUACUCUUCUGAUAUAGAUCACUCUCUGAAUCUUGCCCUCAAAGCCUCUCACUCUCAAGUCCACACACUCUCAAGAGGGCUCGGGCAAGCGGAGUUCAAUCAAAUGACAGCCUUUCGCCUCUGGUAAUGGACUACAUGCUCUGCUUUAAGACACAUACGAAGGAGCUUGCAAUGGAACACUUCUAUAUUUUUGAAGAUUGCCAUACUUCCAUAAAAUGUUCAAGAUAGUGAGCCUGACCUUUUAUAAGUGGCAAGAGCUAAAGUAAUGAUAAUUUCAAGGAGCAAGUGCCAGUUGUUUUGCUAUUAUGUGGAUUUGUCAUUUUCCUAGGAGGGCUGUAGAAUUGAUGUCUCAUUUUGACAGCUCUCUGGAGGUGUGAGAUAGACUUAAUUAGACGACCUACAAUGCAUUCACACCAUAAUACACUACAUUACUCAUCAAGUCAACCAUUUCUCAAAUAAAAAACAAGAGUAUAUGACCUAAACGAUUUAUGGAAAUUAAUGGUAGAAUGUCAGUGUUUGUGUGACAGAUACUAUUAACUAUUAACAAAGCCAUACUAUUAAUGCUUAUUUUUCUUUCUAAAAUAAUUUUUCUUUAACCUAAGCUGGGUACACACUGUGCACAAUUUUUCAUAUCCUUUAUGAUAGUUGCUUUUCAUAUUGUAUGAUGUAACCCCAGGGAGAUUUUAAAAGUAAAAUCCAAAGCAUACUAUGCAACGUUAAAUAUAUUUAUUCCUUGUCCUUAUCAGUUCUUAAUUUGUAUAACAAUCCCUUUCAUUUCUUUGCACUUUCAUGGAAAUGCAAGUGUGGCUGGAUAAAGAGAUCAUGAACUUUAUUUUUCACACAUUAUAGUUAAGCUUUUUAUUUUAACUGACAUAUUUGUAUCUGACUCAAAUGCAUCUGUCAUCAAUGGCUGUUACCUAAUUUGUCCUUCAUUAGAGUGCAAUUGUAGCAGCAAUUACUCAGCGGGACACAACAUUUAUAAUACUAUCAGAACUUCACUGGAAGCUAAAAUUCAUCUGAAAUUUAACGACUCUUACUAAACUGCCAGAGAUCAACAAGAGAACUAAAUGUAUGGCCACGCAGUGUGCACUCAGCUUUAGAUAUGAAUUGCCCUCCCUACCCACUCAAUGCAUACAGUCUUGUGCAUACAGUUUUGUGGUUUUCUGACUGAUUCCACGCAACAACAUUGUGGUUGUGACCCAAAUGAAUACAAUCACAUAAUACUGCUGUCACUAUGGGCAACCUUUUGCAGCUGUGUUACCUUGUAAAUGUUUGAGUAAAAUGCAACACUUUCCCCAGUGUUUGAAAGAGUCUUGUCGUUUAUUAGAAAGCAUA